Molecule: messenger RNA, 2722 nt
Organism: Psammomys obesus (fat sand rat)
Lineage: Eukaryota; Metazoa; Chordata; Mammalia; Rodentia; Muridae
Gene: Txndc9
Product: thioredoxin domain containing 9
Exons: 5
Coding region: 127-807 (226 amino acids)
Biological process (GO): microtubule cytoskeleton organization
Cellular component (GO): cytoplasm
Source: RefSeq, a predicted model, not a curated record
CUCGUUCCCCGCCCUCACAGCUGCUGCGAGACUGAAGCCUGCGCGAAGGUGGUCGCUGUUUCUGGUGUGCAGUUCCCUCUCUCCGUAGGCAUCACCAGUAGUUCAGCACCUGGACCAUUUAGAAAAAUGGAAGGUAAUGGCUCCAUCGAUAUGUUCUCGGAAGUUCUGGAGAACCAGUUCCUGCAGGCUGCUAAGCUAGUGGAGAACCACUUGGACUCUGAAAUUCAGAAGUUGGAUCAGAUCGGUGAAGAUGAACUGGAAGUCCUCAAAGAAAAGAGACUGGCAGCACUCAGGAAAGCACAGCAGCAGAAACAAGAAUGGCUUUCUAAAGGACAUGGGGAGUACAGAGAAGUCGCCAGUGAGAGAGACUUCUUUCAAGAAGUCAAGGAGAGUGAAAAAGUGGUUUGCCAUUUCUACAGAGACACCACAUUCAGGUGUAAAAUACUAGACAGACAUUUGGCGAUUCUGUCCAAAAAACAUCUUGAAACCAAGUUUUUGAAGCUGAAUGUGGAAAAGGCACCAUUUCUCUGUGAGAGACUGCGGAUCAAGGUCCUCCCCACGCUAGCACUCUUGAGAGAUGGCAAGACACAAGAUUAUGUCGUUGGAUUCACCGACCUAGGAAAUACAGAUGACUUCACUACAGAAACUUUAGAAUGGAGACUUGGUUGUUCUGAUGUUAUCAACUACAGUGGAAAUUUAAUGGAGCCACCAUUUCAGAGCCAAAAGAAAUUCGGAACAAACUUCACAAAGCUGGAAAAGAAAACUAUCCGAGGAAAGAAAUAUGAUUCUGAUUCUGACGACGAUUAGAGCGUGCCGCACUCUGUAAACCAUCUGUGUUUCUGUCUGUUUACCUCAGAGUUAAGUGUGUUUUCUAAAUUCUCCUGAUUUCGGCCUACUGGCCGUCUGAUGCUCGUUUCCCAGUGUGUACACCGUCUCACCGUGUGAAGGACAGCCUCACUAUUUUGUUUGUGCUCAUCACAUGUAACUUGAGAGUAACAUAUUUUAAAUUUCCUGGAAAGGGUCUGGAUUCUCUAUUUUUCUGAUUGAUUUUAUCAUAAGGUCACACUUGUGUUUUUAAUCUAUUGUGUUAGAAAUAGAAAUUCAGCCAAUUCUGUAGGACUUACCGAGUGCUGUUCUUACAGCAGGUUGGGUCACAUUCACUGGUGUUCCUCAUGCACUUGUCAGCGAAUCCUCACUUCAGAUACGGAGGGUGUUUCAGGAACUAUUAAAUUUGCCCAUGUGUUCCGGGCACAGCAUGUUGAACCUGCUGGUAGCAGCAGGAAUCUCAGGAUGUGCACACAUUGCCUUAUUUAAAGGAUUCUCAUUGCUUACGUGCUGAGACAUGCAUUAAAAAGCAAUUAAACAUUUUUUGAGUGGCAGCAUAAGGAACACCAUUGGCUGCUCAGUAAAACCAUUUUAAGUGAAAACUUAUGAAAAGUGUAUGUCUGAAAACUAUGGUACUUGGUAAGUGCAUACAGCAAACAAAAACAUUUUCAACAAAGUCCUGAGGUGAGGGCGUAGCUCAAUGGUAGAUCGUGUGCAUGAACAAAUUCUUAGGUUUUAUGCCCAGAGAGGAGAAAGCCCUGGUUGAGUGAGUGUAGCAAUAGCUAGCGAUACGGCACAGUGUAGAAAGGCGCUUGCCACGAACUUGAGGACCUGAGUGUAAACUCCAGGACUCACAUGGGGGAAAGUGAAACGAUUCACCAGAAAUACAAGUGAGUUAAACUAACAGUGACUUGGGGCUUGAAAACAUCUAAAACAGGGAAGAAGGGGAAGUAUAGAACAGAGGGGCUGGGGAGAAGUCUCGGCAGGUGAGAGCGCUGGGGUUCGAGUCCUAGCAUCCACAGGCUGAUUCACAGCCAACACCAGCUCCAGUUCUGGGGGCUCGGAUGCCAUCUCCUGACCCCCAAGGGCACCAGGCUCACAUGUGCAUGUACAUACAUGCAGAUGAAACAUGCAUAGGUCAAGUGAGGUGAGCUCUGUACCAAUAAAUUUAUUAAAAUGGACAAAUUCCUAGUAAGACCAACUGCAGAAAUACCUAAGAAAUAAAAAGUUUGAGCAGGGGUCUGGAGAGGUGCUCGGGGGUUGAGAGCAGAGGACCCAAGUUCAGCUCCUUGCACGCAUGUCAGCUGGUAGCUCACAGCACCUGUAGCUUAAGCUCCAGGGGCUCAGGUGCUUUCUUCUGGCCUCGGCAGGCACUUGCACAUGAGUGCAAACAUAGACGCGCAUGCAUACAGGGGUGGUCUCCUGUGCACUGUGCAAAGGUUGUCUUUGUGCUCAGACACUGAUCUCUGCGGGCAGAGUUGAGACAAGGCCAGAGGUGGGUAUUUUCAUGAUGCGUCACCUGUCUCAGUGUUCUGUGAGCAUCUUCUCCUUCACCUUCUGCCUGGUUUUAGUAAAGAGCUGAAUAGCCUGUAGCGAGCGGGCAGGGCAGGAUAGGUGGGGCUUCUGGGCAGAGAUGAGAAUUCUGGGAAAGAGUCAGGGGGUCAGUGGAUUUGCCAGCCAGACUAGGAGGAGGAUACUGAUGCUGGGACAACGGAGAGGUAACGAGCCACAUGGCAGAACUUAAAUUAGUAUAAAUGGGUUAAUUUAAGUUAUAUGAGCUAGUUGGGAACAAGCUAAGGCCAAGCUUUCAUAUAUAAAUAAUAAAGUUUCCGUGUAAUUACUUGGGCAGCUUUCGUGUCAAGACAGUCUGGCAAUAAUACAUAAAGGAAAAUCUUUU